This is a messenger RNA of Gryllus bimaculatus (two-spotted cricket), 2391 nucleotides long. The record is from the annotation of a GenBank genome assembly. Lineage: Eukaryota; Metazoa; Arthropoda; Insecta; Orthoptera; Gryllidae.
GCGGCCCUCGCUAGCCGUGCGCUCUGAGGAACAGCACAUGUUGGCCGAAACGUCAGCCACCACAACAGAGACGGGGCUCAUCCAGAAUAGCCUGGAAAAUGGGUUGAAUAGUGUUGCAGGGGCUAACGUAUACGUAGCCGGCACUGUGUCACGACUGCGUUGAAUGGAGUGAACGCGAGCCGGUGGUGCAGCCGCGCCGUGACGGCGCACGGCGAGGGCUUCCUGCAGACGCCCGCCUACCCACAGUACUACGUGGGGGAGCUGCGCUGCCAGUGGUCGGUGCGCGCGCCGCCCGGCCAGCGCCUCCUCCUGCGCCUGCUCGACGUCUCCCUCAGAGCUCUGGACUGUGUUCACCCUACACCUCCAAAAGAUGGUUACAUUGUAUACAGGAAUGACACGUAUGGUGAAUACAUGUGUUGCCUGGAUUUUGCAUUCCCUGACACACUGAACAGAUAUAGAGUUCUUCAGUGUGUGAACAAUAAUACCUGGAAUAACACUCUACCAAAUUGUAUCCAACAUCCAGGCAUAAUGGAUGGAAACUACAAUGUGAUAGGACCAAUGAGACUGAACUCUGAUGUUAAUAACACAGUAUACGCAUCAGUCUUAAAUCAUUCAGAUCUCAUGUUUGAUGUUCUACUUCCAACCAUCAUUAUAUGUGUACUAUUGGUUGGCAAUGGCGUGAUAUUGUUUGUUAUCUACUACCUAAGAAAAAGGAGAUUGUCCAGAAAUGUUGAAGAAGAAGCCGGAGCAAUUUGUCAACCACAUGAUGCCACAGAAAGGGCAAUCAGCGUGUAAUGAAAAUCAUCAUGAGUUUAAUUAAAUAUGUAUUUAGCUAUUUAAGAAAGCUGUACAAACCAUCUAGUCUUUUGAAUGUAUUUCAAGCUCAUACAAUGUUUUGAGUACUAAGCAACACCACUGAAAAUGGCACUGCAAACUUCAAACAAAUUUGAAACCUAUACGGUUGAUGUAUAGAUAUAAGUGACUUCAAUAUUCUGCAAUAUUUGCCAUUCCAAAAGACCUCUUAUUUAUUAACACAGUAAAUUGUACAUUGUUAAAAUAAUACUUAACUUUUGAUACUGGGGCAUUUGGACUGCUAAAAAUAAUUACAGAGGUAUAAAAAAUAAUUUUCAUGGGAAAUGUCAAUAUAUCUCAGUGAGAAUAUGUUUUCAAUAUAAGAUGUAUUGUUUGUCAAUCAAAUGAGGUACAAUUAUAAGUUUUUUCGGAACCAUUUGUUUUUUGAAAAUGAAUUAUAAAUGGCCUAGUGAUAUUUAUAUAUUUCCCCCAUUAUCCUAAGAAUUUAUUAUAGAUUGCUCUAUUCAUGUAUACAAAUUUCAGAUUAAUAACUAUCAUUCCUCCAGCACCAAAUUUCAACAUUGUGCCUGGAAGUCUUUGUUUAAGGACACUAAAUGCUAAGUAGUACAGAACAUUCUGAAAAAAAAAACUACUAUUAUGAAUCUGUGAUCUCAGGGAACACUAUUAAUUUUGUACAAGUACAGUAAACUAAAUAAUGACAGAAUUCUUAUCUUUCUUAGUAUUUAUUUGUUACUGUUCUCAGCACUACUGUUUAUGAUAUACAUUUACACAACACGAAUGUUGAUGUCUGAUCUGUUUGCUUGCUCAGUGUAUCCCCUGCAUUGAAAACAUUAGACACCUGUGGAAUAGUAGUUAAUUCUCCUAUGAUCACAUUUACACCAGAUAUCUAUACACAGGUUAAAAAAGACCCAGGAUGCAGAGAUGGCCUGGGUGCAGCGCCUCAGCAGCGUUACUUAGAGCACCUGACUGUGAAGAAAAGCGACAGCAAAGACAAAAAUCAUGGGUUCUAGUAAUAACUGUCUUGUUUACUGCAAUUAGACAUAACUGAGCAAAUAACAAUGCAUCAAAUUAAUAUUCAAAAUAGCCCACACAAUUGUUUAUUAUGUAAUAGAAUAUGUCAAGUUGAGUUUACAGAAUUGUACUUCAAGCAGUUGUACAUGAUCAGAAAAAUACACAUGUGUGAUUGGUUGAUAAUAGUUAAGUGUAAAUCCAGUUAAUUAUUGAAACUCAAAUUCUCUGAAAAUAAUACAUUAGAAGUAUGUUUUAGGAGUUGUUCUAAAUUUUGAAAUUAAAAAUACGUAGUUCCAAAAUAGAUGAUUGCAUGGCAGAUAAUAAUUUUGUCUACCAUUUUCAGAAUACAUGAUCCAUGAACUGGGUACAACACAUAAUGAAAAAAUAUAAAUAAACUGUCCCAUUCACACAUGACUCCUCUUAAAUAGAUUUCAAAUAAUUCUGCAAUCAGCUUCAAAAUUCCCUACCAUGUUUCUUUCAAAAUAAGAUGAAUGAAUAAAGCAUAGAAUUUACUGUUAUAAGUGUAUUAAUGUAAAAUUCAUUUUAUAAUAAAGAGAUGGUGAACUC